GUGCUCUCAUGUUUCAGCCUUCUCUUCAUGCAGAGCAAGGGCCAGAGCAAGGAUGACCGGGAAUGACGAAUGACUGUGGUUUGAGGGACCAGAAAGGUUCCUGUUUUAGCUGUAUUUAAGGAUACAUGCAUGAGAAUAGAUGUCAGGCUCUACACGGAAGUGCUGCCCCCCCUCCCACUAUCUUCUUUAAUAUCCAGGAUGUUACUAUCAUGGACUGCAAUAAAACAGAGCCUCGAGGAUAUCGGUCAUCUGGCGUUGGGUGUUUUCAUAACUGGUAAAGGGGAUGGCUUUCGAAUAACUCUCAUCCUCCUCCUCACCUGUAGCUUCUUCAGCCUCCUGCUCAGCUCCCUGCUACUCCUGUACCUCCUCUCCACCCUGAACUAUGAGCUAGCUGUGGCUGGAGGGAUUGCUGUCUGCUUUGGGACACUAAUGACAGUUGCCCUCUUCCUAUCAAAGAGAGUGAGGUGCUUAGGGACUUUAUUUGUGAUCUCUGUUUUCAUGAAGAAGAGUCGGAACCUGCUCCUGACUGCUGGGACCAGUUUAGUGGUUCUUAGAAAUAUCCGCAACACCUUGGAGAACCUCACAGGCCUGGUCAGGAGCAUGAUUUGCAACCUGAAGGCCAAGAAAGCAGCCAUCAUUGCUCCAUUCGGUAACUAUGUGAAGAUGCUGAAGUGGCUUGGAAAUAUGCUCAAGGGGGUUACAGACUUGGGGGUUUUGAACCUUGACUCCCAACUCAAGGUUUCACACAGACUGGAAUCAGAACAAUUCAGGGAGAAACUCACAGAAGCAGAGCAGAAUCUGAAUGAAACUGUAAAGUAUGUACAGUCCCUUAUGAAUACAGUCUCCUCUUUGACCGAGCGUCUGUUUCCUGCCAUCAGCUUCCUCGUGCUCAUGAUGUUUAUAGCGCUGUACAUAAAAAAAUUCUGCAAUGACAUGAAGUAUGAAAACAGGUUCAUCAGCAGCAAAUUUGUUAGUUUUGAUGAGAAGCAGAAGGCAGAAGGAAAGCCCCAUGUCCUCCCCCUCACACCAGAGGAAGAGAAGCUGUACACUGCUGUCCCCUCUGCACGCCCCACCACCAGAGAGGGGAGAGCUAUCCUGAAAUUUUGUGUUCCAGUUGUCUCCCACUUUGUAUCUUGGGUUAUAUUUGUAACUGUGGAUGCCUUAUUAUACUGUUUUGUUGAUAUUAUAACAACAAAAUUAUCUGAGCUGGAGCCAUUCCACGUUCCAUUGUUAAUGAGCAUCAAAGGGAUUGCAACUUUAAUAGGUAUACCAUUUGUUGAAGAAAACCAUCAAAAAGACUUUUCGUACUCUGUGACCCUGUUUGAGAAGAAGUGUCUUCCUAAACCCAAGCUGCUGCUCUAUAACUCCGUAGUUCCUUUGGCUGCCAUCCUGCUCACUCUGCUUAUUAUGGCUCUUGUGGCUGCCAAAGUGGCCCAGCUCAGGCUGAUGGUCUGUGAGCGAUUCUUCUCCACUGCCGCGGAGGAGAGAGUGGAACACUUGCAUGCCAAAAUCCUGAGGAAGAGAUCGAAAAGGGGGAGGAAGACAAACAUCUGCAGCCUCACAUCACUCUAUUUUAAGCCACAUUUCUGGUGCCCUCUGCUCUUCAGGCCCAGGGAGAAUCGACAAAGUAUCGUGUGAGGAAGUUUCUGCUGCAUGAUUUUUUUAUUCUGUGAAUAAGGAAGCGUACGAUAACAUAAGAAAAUUCUACCGUCGUGGUGAGGACAAUAUUUUUUGAUGCUGUCGAUUUUUGAUACUGUUGACAUUUCGUUAGAUAAGUAGGUAGAGUCUGGUAAAGUUAAAGUCUGGUAAAGUGGUUUCAAAUCAAGACCGCUGAUGGUUGAUAGAAUUGUCCCACAAGGAUCAAUAAUGGCCUGCUGCUAUUUUCUCCAUAAAGAAAUAAUAUUUAUUUUCCAUUUUUAUGCAGACAAUACAGUCUUAUUUGCCAUUAGCUCUACCACAGACCUGAUGUUACCCAGAUUACAGUCUGCUUUUAAUGACCUCCAUAUUUAGAUACUUUGCUAUAUUAUAUUGCACGGGAUAAUAUAUAUAU
Micropterus dolomieu (smallmouth bass) is the source of this 2050-nucleotide messenger RNA. Its product is annotated as dendritic cell-specific transmembrane protein. The coding region runs from base 130 to 1638 and encodes 502 amino acids. Gene Ontology annotation, cellular component: membrane. NCBI's taxonomy places the organism in Eukaryota, Metazoa, Chordata, Actinopteri, Centrarchiformes, Centrarchidae. The record is from RefSeq and is a predicted model, not a curated record. The transcript is spliced from 5 exons.